AUGUUUGGUUUUAAUAAUAACACGGCAGCAAAAACGUUUCGUAUUCGCAAGCCAGAGACUGGCACAAAACAUUACCAGCUGCGCCAGUAUGCGGAAGCGACUUUGGGAUCAGGAUCCCUAAUGGAAGCAGUGAAGCUGCCAAAAGGAGAAGACGUGAAUGAAUGGAUUGCCAUGAACACGAUGGACUUCUAUACCCAAAUAAAUAUGCUUUAUGGAACAAUUACCGAGUUUUGUACAGAGAAAACGUGUCCCCAAAUGAACGCAGGACCCAAUUUUGAGUACUACUGGCAAGAUGAGAAGGUAUACGUGAAACCAACGAAAAUGAAUGCCCCGGAUUAUAUUAAUACACUCUUGGAAUGGGCACAAGAAAAGCUAGAUAAUAAGCGAUUGUUUCCAACGGAAAUCGGUGUUGAAUUUCCACGCGAGUUUAAAAAAAUCGUCCAGCAAGUCUUUCGACGACUUUUCCGAAUCUACGCACAUAUUUAUUGCUCUCAUUUUCAUGUUAUGGUCGCUCUAGAAUUGGAAAGCUAUUUAAAUACUUCAUUUAAGCAUUUUGUGUUUUUCUGCAAAGAAUUCAACCUUUUGGAUGGCAAGGAAUAUGCCCCAAUGGAAGAUCUAGUAGAAAGCAUGGUUUAG
Schizosaccharomyces osmophilus is the source of this 636-nucleotide messenger RNA. RefSeq names its product Sid2-Mob1 kinase complex regulatory subunit Mob1 (gene mob1). The record is from RefSeq and is a predicted model, not a curated record. The transcript has 3 exons. Gene Ontology annotation, cellular component: cytoplasm; nucleus. Gene Ontology annotation, biological process: cell division; signal transduction; positive regulation of protein phosphorylation. The coding region runs from base 1 to 636 and encodes 211 amino acids. Gene Ontology annotation, molecular function: protein kinase activator activity. NCBI's taxonomy places the organism in Eukaryota, Fungi, Ascomycota, Schizosaccharomycetes, Schizosaccharomycetales, Schizosaccharomycetaceae.